Messenger RNA from Lipotes vexillifer (Yangtze River dolphin), 1362 nucleotides. It is a transcript of the gene TINF2, whose product is annotated as TERF1 interacting nuclear factor 2. Lineage: Eukaryota; Metazoa; Chordata; Mammalia; Artiodactyla; Lipotidae. The transcript is spliced from 9 exons. The record is from RefSeq and is a predicted model, not a curated record. Bases 1 to 1362 code for a protein of 453 amino acids. Gene Ontology annotation, biological process: regulation of telomere maintenance via telomere lengthening; telomere capping. Gene Ontology annotation, cellular component: shelterin complex. Gene Ontology annotation, molecular function: telomeric repeat DNA binding.
AUGGCCACGCCCCCUGGGGCCGGUCCCGCCGCUCUUCGCUUCGCAGCCGCUGCCUGCUGGCAAGUCGUGCGCGGACGCUGCGUGGAGCAUUUUCCGCGAGUAUUGGAGUUUCUGCGAUCCCUGCGCGCUGCUGCCCCCGGCUUGGUUCGGUACCGGCACCAUGAACGCCUGUGUAUGGGCCUAAAGGCCAAGCUGGUGGUGGAUAUGAUCCUGCAGGGCCGGCCUUGGGCCCAGGUUCUGAAUGCCCUGCAUCGCCACUUCCCAGAGUCUGGACCUGCAGUGCGGGACCCCAAAGCCACAAAGCAGGAUCUGAGGAAGAUCUCAGAGGCUCAGGAAACCUUUUGCCAGCAGGUGAAGCAGCUGGCAGAAGCCUCUGUUGAUUUGGCUUCGAAGCUACAGGAACUUGAACAAGAGUACGGGGAACUUUUUCUGGCUGCCAUGGAAAAGCUGUUUUUUGAAUACCUGUGUCAGCUGGAAAAAGCACUGCCUACACUGCAGGCACAGCAGCUUCAGGAUGUGCUGACUUGGAUGCAGCCUGGAGUUUCUAUCACUUCUUCUUUUGUCUUGAGCCAAUAUGGUGUGGACAUGGGGUGGCCACUUCCAGAGUGCUCUGCUACUGAUUCAAUGAACACGACAGAGCCCAUGGAGCAGAGUCCUCCUCAGCAACCAACACCAGCACUCCACGACCCUCUGCCAAAAGCCCAGCCUGGCCCACACCUUCCUCAGGGUCCAGCCUCAAGGAAGCACCCGGAACCUUUGACUGGCCACCAUUUCAAUCUGGCCCCUCUAGGCCGGCGAAGAAUCCAGUCCCGGUGGGCAUCCACUAGCAGAGGCCAUAAGGAGCGCCCCACAGUCAUGCUGUUCCCCUUUAGGAAUCUGGGUUCACCAACGCAGGUCAUAUCUAAGCCUGGGAACAGGGAAGAACAUGGGACACACACAGCAGAUCCAGCAGGUGCUGUGGGCACCAGAGCAGCCUCGACUGGCAAGUCUAGGAGUCCGUCCAAGACCCUGGGAGGAAGGGCUCUGAAGGAGAACCCAAAUGACUUGUCUGCCUCAGAGCAAAAGGAGAACUGCUUGGAUUGCCCCAUGGAACCCCUGAGAUUGUCAUUAUCGCCUCCUAGGGCCAGGAAGUCAGUGCGUCCUCCAUCUCUGUGCAGCUCUGACAUUACUAUAGGGGACCUGGUUUUGGACUCCGACGAGGAAGAAAAUGGCCAAAGGGAAGGAAGGGACUCUCUGGAAAACUAUCAGAAGACAAAGUUUGACACCCUGAUCCCCACCUUCUGUGAAUACCUCCCCCCUUCUGGCCCCAGUGGUGUGUCUGUCUCUCUUCCUAACCAUACAGACAGUUCUAGACUGCUGUGA